Messenger RNA from Labeo rohita (rohu), 1107 nucleotides. RefSeq names its product gastrula zinc finger protein XlCGF8.2DB. NCBI's taxonomy places the organism in Eukaryota, Metazoa, Chordata, Actinopteri, Cypriniformes, Cyprinidae. The coding region runs from base 94 to 1056 and encodes 320 amino acids. The record is from RefSeq and is a predicted model, not a curated record. The transcript has a single exon.
UUCAAGACUGAAGAAAUAUCUAUUAGUUGCUCACAGACUGAAAAAAGGUCCUCACCAAAAAAAGCUCAAAAAAACAAAAAACUUAAUUCCCACAUGGAAAUUCACACUGGAGAGAGCUCUUUCACCUGUCAACAGUGUGGAGAAAUGUUCAAUCAAAAAGAAAGCCUUAAAGUCCACUUGAAAACUCACAUUGAAAAGAAAACGCUAAUAUGCCCUCAGUGUGGAAAAUGUUUUGCACGGAAAAAAAACCUUAAGACUCACGUGAGAAUUCACACUGGAGUGAGACCUUACACCUGUUCUCAGUGUGAAAAGAAUUUUAUACUGAAAAAUCACCUUAAUAUCCACAUGAGAAGUCACACUGGGGAGAAACCUUACACCUGCAAACUGUGUGGGAAGAGUUUUAGACAAAGUUCAGGACUUAAGACUCAUAUGAUAAUUCACAUUGAAAAGAAGCCAUUAAUGUGCUCUCAGUGUGGAAAGUGUUUUACACAGAAAAAAACCCUUGAUGCCCACUUGAGAAUUCACACUGGAGAGAAACCUUUCACCUGCCCUCAGUGUGGAAAGAGUUUCAGGCUCAAAGAAAGCCUAAAGACUCACAUAAGAAUUCACACGGGAGAGAAGCCAUUCACAUGUGAACAGUGUGGAAAGAGUUUCAGAUUUAAAGAAAACUUUUAUAAGCACAUGAAGAUUCAUUCAAGAGAGAACAGUUUUAAAUAUAAUUGUGAAAGGAGUUUCACAGACACAAAUCACCCUAAGAAUCAUGUUAAAAUUCACAGAGAAAAGCCCUUUAUUUGCCUUCACUGUGGAAAGAGUUGCUCAAAAGAAGGAAACCUCAAGGCUCACUUGAGAACUCACACUGGAGAGAAACCUUUCACAUGUGAACAGUGUGGAAAGAGUUUCACAGUUAAAGUAAACCUUAAGAUUCACAUGAGAGUUCACACUGGAGAGAAGCCUUACAAGUGUCUGCAGUGUGAGAAGAGUUUCACAUAUCAAACCAGCAUGAGACGUCAUUUGAAAACUCAUUCUGGGGAGAAACUGCCGUUUUCUUCAGUGUGACAAGGUUUUAAAAAAGGGGCAAUUUUUACAAUCAUCUACACAUUCAUUUUG